AUGAGUUUGUGGGGAGUGAUGGGAGGAGGAUGGGGAAUGGUGGAAGAAGGUUGGAGAAAAGGGCCUUGGACUGCUGAAGAAGACCGCCUUUUGAUCGAUUAUGUGCGGCUUCACGGCGAAGGCCGAUGGAACUCUGUGGCGAGGCUUGCCGGGUUGAAAAGAAAUGGCAAAAGCUGUAGGCUAAGAUGGGUUAACUACCUAAGACCAGACCUCAAGAGAGGACAAAUCACUCCUCAUGAAGAAACCAUCAUCCUUGAGUUACAUGCUAAGUGGGGAAAUAGGUGGUCGACGAUUGCACGUAGCUUACCUGGAAGAACAGAUAACGAAAUCAAGAACUAUUGGAGAACCCAUUUCAAGAAGAAGACAAAGUCUCCAACUAACAAUGCGGAGAAGACAAAGAACCGUCUCUUCAAGAGACAACAAUUUCAGCAGCAAAGACAAAUGGAGUUACAGCAAGAACAACAGUUGCUUCAGUUCAACCAAAUCGACAUGAAAAAGAUCAUGUCUUUACUAGAUGAUGAUAACAACAACAAUUGUGACAACACCUUCAGCAGUAGCAGUAGCGGCAGCAGCAGUGGAGAAGGAGGUGCUUUCUAUGUGCCUCAUCAGAUCACAUAUUCAACAACAAGCUCUGGUUCUGACCCAAAUACUAAUGGGUAUUACCCGGUGGUUCCUGUGACAAUACCUGAGGCUAAUGUGAAUGAAGAUACCACUAUUUGGGAAGGUUUAUGGAAUCUAGAUUUUGAAGGACAAGGAAGUUUUGGUGGUGCUGCUUGUGCCCCAAGGAAGCAAUGUUUCCAGAACAUGGUCAUUCCCUUCUGUUAGCUUCUUGACCUUUUAAAUAUCUUAUCUCCAGGAGAAUGAAAGAUAUACAAAAAAAUAACUUGACCGACAAGUUAGGUCGAGUUUGAGUUUAGUUUGGUUUCAUCUAUUUUAGAUUUUUGGUUUAUCAUAAGUAGUUUUGGUAUGAAUUGUGUGUGUGAAAUGUAAGUAGCUCAU
Capsella rubella is the source of this 999-nucleotide messenger RNA. Its product is annotated as transcription factor MYB13. The transcript is spliced from 2 exons. NCBI's taxonomy places the organism in Eukaryota, Viridiplantae, Streptophyta, Magnoliopsida, Brassicales, Brassicaceae. Bases 1 to 825 code for a protein of 274 amino acids. The record is from RefSeq and is a predicted model, not a curated record. Gene Ontology annotation, molecular function: DNA-binding transcription factor activity; sequence-specific DNA binding. Gene Ontology annotation, cellular component: nucleus. Gene Ontology annotation, biological process: regulation of DNA-templated transcription.